Linum trigynum is the source of this 687-nucleotide messenger RNA. The record is from the annotation of a GenBank genome assembly. NCBI's taxonomy places the organism in Eukaryota, Viridiplantae, Streptophyta, Magnoliopsida, Malpighiales, Linaceae.
AUGGUUGUAAAAGGUGAUAAGAUAGUAUUUCCUGGUGGAGGCACUCAUUUCCACUAUGGAGCUGACAAAUACAUUACUUCUAUUGCAAAUAUGCUAAACUUUUCCAAUAAUGUACUGAAUGAUGAUGGAAAUUUUGCCCUAGAGAGAGGCAUUCCUGCCUAUCUUGGUGUUCUUGUGACUAAGACGCUUCCUUAUCCGAGCAGAUCUUUCGAGUUCUCCCAUUGUUCCCAUUGUAGAAUCGAUUGGCUUCAGAGGGAUGGUAUUCUUCUUCUUGAACUCGAUCGGGUACUCAGACCAGGAGAUGACCACCAAGUGAAGGGCAGUGGACUAGCUCCUUGGCCAGCUAGAUUGACUACCCCACCACCAAGACUAGCCGAUUUUGGCUAUUCAAAUGAUAUGUUUGAAAAGGACGUGGAACUCUGGAGAAGGAGGGUGGAGAGCUACUUGAAUAUCUUGGGCCCGAAGAUUCAGUCAGAUACCAUAAGGAAUGUAAUGGACAUGAAAGCAAACUUGGGGUCUUUUACUGCUGCACUCAAUUACAAGGAUGUAUGGGUUAUGAACGUUGUCCCAGAAGAUGGACCAAAUACAUUGAAGGUGGUAUACGACAGGGGGCUGAUAGGCACCAUCCACAGCUGGUGUGAAUCCUUCUCGACAUAUCCUCGGACAUAUGAUUUGCUUCACGCUUAG